GGUCACAACUGGGAACCACCUCGCAGCGCCGCAAUCACUGCUGGGCGGACCCCGGGAGGUGACCUGCUUGGGGCUGCGCGCUGAGAGGAGUUCCCACGGUCCUACCGCCGCCGUCGAGGGCUCCCGCUGCAGGUUCUUGCCGUUGAACUCCAAGGUGCAGAAUGAUUUGGGAAGUAGCCAUGUUGCUUAGCUUGGUCCUGGGAAUUGGUGCUGUUCCUCUGGAUGACCCCGAGGAUGGAGGCAAGCACUGGGUGGUGAUUGUGGCCGGUUCAAAUGGCUGGUAUAAUUAUAGGCACCAGGCGGAUGUGUGCCACGCCUACCAGAUCGUGCACCGAAACGGGGUUCCCGACAAACAGAUCAUUGUGAUGAUGUACGAUGACAUUGCUGGCUCUGAAAACAAUCCCACCCCAGGUAUCGUGAUCAACAGGCCCAAUGGCUCGGACGUGUAUCAGGGAGUCCUGAAGGACUACACCGGCGAGCAUGUCACCCCACAAAACUUCCUCGCUGUGUUGAGAGGUGAUGCAGAAGCCAUGAAGGGCAAAGGAUCUGGAAAGGUCUUGAAGAGUGGGCCCCGGGACCACGUGUUCAUUUACUUCACUGAUCAUGGAGCUGUUGGACUACUGGCUUUUCCUAACGAUGAUCUUUAUGAACAGGAUCUGAAUGAGACCAUCUAUUACAUGUACAAACACAAAAUGUACCAAAAGAUGGUGUUCUACAUUGAAGCCUGUGAGUCUGGGUCAAUGAUGCAGCACCUGCCCGCCGACAUCAAUGUUUAUGCAACAACUGCUGCCAACCCCAAUGAGUCGUCCUACGCCUGUUACUACGAUGAGGAAAGAUCCACGUACCUGGGGGACUGGUACAGCGUCAACUGGAUGGAAGACUCAGAUGUGGAGGAUUUGACUAAAGAGACCCUCCACAAGCAGUACCAGCUGGUAAAAUCGCACACCAACACCAGCCACGUCAUGCAGUAUGGGAACAAGUCCAUCUCUGCCAUGAAGGUGAUGCAGUUUCAGGGUAUGAAACACAAAGCCAGUUCUCCUAUCUCCCUGCCUCCAGUCAAACACCUUGACCUCACCCCAAGCCCCGAGGUGCCCCUCACGAUCAUGAAAAGGAAACUGGCGAGCACCAAUGAUCCGCAGGAGUCCAGGCAUCUUGCCGACAAGAUCCAGAAGCAUCUGGAGGCUAGACAAGUCAUUGAGAAGUCAGUGCAGAAGAUUGUCUCCUUGAUCACGAGGUCUGAUGCCGAGACAAAAGAGCUGCUGUCCGAGAGGGCCCCGCUCACGGCACAUGCCUGCUACCGGGCAGCCGCAUCACACUUCCGUACACGCUGCUUCAACUGGCACUCCUCCAUGUACGAGUAUGCUUUGAGGCAUUUGUACGUGCUGGUCAACCUUUGUGAAAAACGUUAUCCAAUUGAGAGAAUAAAAUGGUUCAUGGACAAGGUAUGCCUUGAUUACUACUGAAAAAUUGCCUUCUUGAUGCUUUUCCAAGUAUGAAUACUGUUUCAGAGUGUGUGCUAAUCAGAGACAGUGAAGAAGUGGAGCAGGAGGCAAGCAAACAAGCUGUUCCAGGCCAUCCUGGGGAAUGUAGCCAAGCCUCUCCUGCGGCCACACUCCAGGCCUUUGACAAGACGGCUUGCUCAGUUUCCUACAGGUCCUAUGUGAUGCUGUGAACAAACUAUAGAUUUGGAUGGGUAAAGCUCUGUGUUGAGCAAGGUAUAUUUGCUCCUUAAGGGGGUCUUUUGACCAUUAAUUUUAAGGAGCAAGAAGUUCACUGGGGCUUAUGUAGCCAGUGAGUCUUUAUUCUAAGGAAUUUGCAGCAAAACUUCUUAAGUCUUCAGAAUGAUUUUAUUUAAGAGGGUCCUAAGCCCCAAAUGGAAAAUUGUUUUCAGAAAAUAUUAAUACUUUUUGAUUGUUUUUGCACUUAUUCUGUGAUAAUAGACAAGUCUAAAAAAUAAAGAUUUAUAACUAAACACAA
Molecule: messenger RNA, 1977 nt
Organism: Manis pentadactyla (Chinese pangolin)
Lineage: Eukaryota; Metazoa; Chordata; Mammalia; Pholidota; Manidae
Gene: LGMN
Product: legumain
Exons: 14
Coding region: 162-1463 (433 amino acids)
Biological process (GO): vacuolar protein processing
Molecular function (GO): cysteine-type endopeptidase activity
Source: RefSeq, a predicted model, not a curated record